AUGCUCCGCCGCCUACCCGUUGCCGUGGCCGUCGCGGCCGCGGGCCUCCGCCGCUCCCUCUGCACGGCGCGCUCCCGCUCGCGCCCGCCGUGGGCCCUGAUCCAGCGCGCGUCGGUCGACGAGUCCGGGGCGCUGGCGCCGGCCGUGUCCUUCCGCGCCGGCGAAGCCCCGUCCGUCGCCGGCCUCACCUUCCCCGCCCACCUCGUCCACCCGCGCCGCCCCGGGGCCGGCGACGGCGGGUUCGUCUCGGGCCAGGUCGCCGCCGCCAGCGGCGACGGCCUCCUCCUCGUGCGCUUCUGCCACGCCCGCCUCGACGCCCACGCCCUCGUCUGCAACCUCUCCUGGGCCGGCACGGACGCGGACCCGGAGGUGGUCCGCUUCGUCUGCAACCCGCUCACCGGCGAGCUCUACCGCCUCCCGGACCUCGACGGCACCAAGAGGACCUCCGCCUGCCGCCACCUCGGCCUCCUCACCCAGUCCCAGGCCGGCGACGGGCCGCCUGAGAGGUACGCGGUGGCCGAGAUGUUUACUGAUGACGGAGGCCCGGAGGAGGAGGGGGACGGGGGCUUCGUCAUGCGCCGGUUUCUCUCGGAGACGGGGAAGUGGGACAAGGUGGCGGGCUUGCCGUCCCCGCUGCCCGUUGGGCGGAAGAUGGACAUCGACAACGCCGUGGUGGCCUUCGGCGACCGCCUGUGGUGGAUCGACGAGAGCUGGGGUGCCAUCUCGGUCGACCCCCUCAGCGACCGUCCGGAGCUCCGCUUCGUCGAGCUGCCGAGAGGCAGCGUGCUCCCUCACCUGGACGGCAUGGCGUCGACGAGGACAUCGGGCAGCCACCGGCGCAUGGGGGUCAGCGAGGGGAAGAUGCGCUACGUCGAGGUGUCCAAGGAGAAGCCAUAUGUGAUCAGCUUGUUCUCGCUGGACGACGGGGGCAGCUCCUGGACGCUGGACCAUGAGACGGCGUUUGCUCCGAUUUGGGAUGAUGCACUCCUCUGUUCGGCACCCUUGGAGCAAAUGCUGGCAAUUGGCGCCAUCAACCCACUGAAGGCCAACAUCGUGUACCUUGCCUGCGGCGACAAAAUUCUUGGCGUCGAUGUGGUUACUAAGAAGAUAACUGGGAUUUCUGGUCUAGCUAUAGCAGUACCAGAUCAUCCCCUACUACCAUGUGUGCUUCCAACCUGGCUGGAAUCAAGCCAAAUUCCAUCUGCAGGUUGGAGCAAGAAAAACACCCUUAAAAGUGAGGUAUCGCCAAACACUGUCAAAAGGGAGAAUUUGCAUGUCGAAAUAGAACUGUUGAAAUGA
Triticum turgidum subsp. durum (durum wheat) is the source of this 1299-nucleotide messenger RNA. NCBI's taxonomy places the organism in Eukaryota, Viridiplantae, Streptophyta, Magnoliopsida, Poales, Poaceae. The record is from the annotation of a GenBank genome assembly.